Messenger RNA from Aspergillus pseudotamarii, 2027 nucleotides. Its product is annotated as asparagine synthetase B. The record is from RefSeq and is a predicted model, not a curated record. Lineage: Eukaryota; Fungi; Ascomycota; Eurotiomycetes; Eurotiales; Aspergillaceae. Gene Ontology annotation, cellular component: cytosol. The coding region runs from base 157 to 1878 and encodes 573 amino acids. The transcript has 9 exons. Gene Ontology annotation, molecular function: asparagine synthase (glutamine-hydrolyzing) activity.
AUUCCGCCCCGCCGGAAAUCGCAUUUUAAAAAGUCACUCUUCCCCAUACCCUAUACUUUUCCCGGAAAGCACGCGUGGCAAUUCCUCUUCCUUCUCUUCUUCUCCUCGUCUUGCUGCUUGUCGCUUUUUCUAGUGAGCCAAUUGCUCGUCGUCAUCAUGUGUGGCAUCUUCGCGUGUUAUAACCACCCUGAUGUGCAAAAAUUUAAGCCUACGGCUUUGCGCAUGGCCAAGGCCGUGCGCCAUCGUGGACCCGAUUGGAGCGGAAACUACAUCGCUGAUAAGACCAUCCUUGCACACGAGCGUCUGUGUAUCGUCGGUGUCGACUCUGGUGCUCAGCCCCUUGUGAACGAAGACGGUUCCCUCGCUCUGGCCGUCAACGGAGAGAUCUACAACCACCGUAUUAUCAGAAAGAACCUGAAGAACCAAUAUGACUUCAAAACACAUUCGGAUUGCGAAGUCGUUAUCCCAUUGUACAUGGAACAUGGUCUUGAUGCCCCCAAGCACCUUGACGGCAUGUUCUCUUGGGUUCUUUAUGACAGAAAGCAAGACCGGGUUGUUGCGGCACGCGAUCCCAUUGGUGUCACUAGCUUCUACAUCGGCUGGUCUUCGGAGACCCCUGGGGCUAUCUACUUCGCUUCGGAGCUGAAGUCCUUGCACCCAGUUUGCGAUAAGAUCGAGGCCUUCCCUCCUGGCCAUAUUUUCGACUCGAAGACCGGCUCUAUGACUCGCUAUUUCGAGCCCAAGUGGUGGGAUUCCACUGCCGUCCCCACGACUCCUCUCGACCUUAAGGUUCUCCGUCACACCUUGGAGAAGUCUGUUCGGAAGCGUCUGAUGGCUGAAGUUCCUUACGGUGUUCUGCUGUCCGGUGGUCUGGAUUCCAGCUUGGUCGCCUCCAUUGCUCAGCGUGAGACUUUGCGCAUGCAGGAGGCUGCCAAGGUAGCCAUCCAGAACCAGACGGGCUCAUCCGAUCUGGUUGGCAUUGACGACAGCAACGAGCUCUCUACCGUCACCACUUUCCAACAGCUGCACUCCUUCUCCAUCGGUCUGCCCGGUGCUCCCGAUACUGAGGCUGCCCUUGAGGUGGCCAGGUACCUUGGAACCAAGCACCACGCUUUCACCUUCACCGUUGAGGACGGUAUUAACGCUCUUUCCGAUGUCAUCUACCACCUGGAGACUUAUGAUGUGACCACCAUCCGUGCAUCUACCCCCAUGUAUCUCCUCAGCCGCAAGAUCAAGGCGAUGGGUGUGAAGAUGGUUCUGAGUGGUGAGGGAAGUGACGAGAUCUUCGGUGGCUACCUCUACUUCCACGCUGCCCCCAACAAGGAAGAAUUCCACAAGGAGACUGUGAGACGAGUCAAGGCCCUGCACCUGGCAGACUGUCUCAGAGCGAACAAGUCGACCUCCGCUUGGGGUCUGGAAGCCCGUGUGCCUUUCUUGGACAAGAACUUCCUUGAGACUGCUAUGGGCAUUGAUCCUCAGGAAAAGAUGAUCACCAAGGGGCGCAUUGAGAAGUACAUCCUGCGUAAAGCAUUCGACACUACCGAUGAGCCCGAUGUCGAGCCAUACCUUCCCGAGAAGAUCCUCUGGCGCCAGAAGGAGCAGUUCAGCGACGGCGUUGGCUACAGCUGGAUCGACGGUCUGAAGGACCAUGCUGAACUUCAUGUCACUGAUGAAAUGAUGAAGAACCCCAAGCCCGAAUGGGGCAACGAUAUCCCUGAUACAAAGGAAGCUUACUGGUACCGUAUGAUGUUCGACGAGCACUUCCCACCUUACUGCGCAUCUACUGUUGAGCGUUGGGUGCCGACAUGGUCGAAACAGACCGACCCUAGUGGAAGAGCUAUUGCGACUCACAACGCCAAGUACGACCAUGUUGAGUAAAUGUUUAAAUAAUUAUGCUUGCAAUUUAUGUCGGGUAUUUGGGAUAGACUCAUGCAUUAGAGACGUGUCUCGAAAAGUGUUUUUUUCCGCCUCAAACAGCGCGGAGGGUUAUGAAGUCCCUUUCAAAACUGCUCUUGUUCCCCUUAGCU